CCCAGGGCGAGCCGGGCUCGGCGGGAGGGGACAGGAGACGCGGUGUGUGAGCGCGGAGCGGCUCAGAGCCGGGAUGGGAGCCGCGCGAGAGAUCUGCAGCUAGCGCAGCUGCACUUGCUCAGCCGGCAGCAGGGAGGCUCAGGGGGGUCUUAUUUUCCUGUAGGUAAGGAUUGGAAAGAUGAGCCUUUAAACAGAAAGGUCAGAGUGUCUAACAUCAGAAGGAGGAGGAGGACUUAAAACAUGAGAAGGAUGAGCUCAUAUGCGGAUAUCUGUAGCUCCAAGCAAGCGCAGAGCAGCACGGAGGGAAGUUAUCAACGCUAUGGAGUUCGAUCCUAUCUGCAUCAAUUUUAUGAGGACUGCACAGCUUCAAUUUGGGAGCAUGAGGAUGAUUUUCAGAUCCAGAGGUCACCUAGCAGGUGGAGCUCUGCAUUCUGGAAGGUCGGACUCAUCUCUGGGGCGGUUUUUAUGCUGAUCGGGUUAACAGUUCUUGUCGUAGGUUUUCUUGUGCCACCGAAAAUCGAAGCCCUUGAGGAAGAAGAUUUUGUUGUUGUGGAUAACCAUGCCAUUCAGUUUAACGGAGCCCUUGAUAUAUGUAAGCUGGCAGGAGCGAUCUUAUUUUGUAUUGGUGGGACCACAAUGGCAGCAUGCCUGUUGAUGUCUGCUUUUGCUAAAAGCUACUCCAAAGAAGAAAAGUACCUUCAGCAAAAGUUUAAAGAGAGAAUAGCAGACAUAAAAGCCCAUGCACACCCAGUCACAAAAGCACCAGCACCAGGAGAAUCGAAAAUACCUGUCACUUUGUCCAAAGUUCAAAACGUCCAACCUUUAUCAGAAACCUGACAUUUCUCUUUUUAAUUUAUACAUCAUUUAAUUUGAAAAGGUCAGCCUUUGUGAGCAUAUGAAUUUGUGUUUACAGUACAGCUUCAAGUACUCUGCUCUGUAAGAGGGGGACUGAUUGGAAACCUUAUCUAGCAGAAUUUAGAUGCUGGCAAAUGAGGGAAGUUUAGGUGAUUAGUGCUUUGAAUAAUGUAUUUACAUGUUCAAAUAUAUGAAUUGUGUAAACAAGUGUUCACCUAUGUUGAUCUAGGUCAACCUACCAACACAGUUACAACAACACUGGAGGGGGAGAGAAAAGAUUUAACUUCUUAUCAGUUUCUGUGUCAUUUGAGAAAAAUGGGCAUUUUUAUACCAAUUGUAUCAUGGCCAUCCAAAAUUAUACUCUGUUUAAAGUUAAUGUGGUGUGUUCUUUUUUUAGCUAUGGUAGUUUUUAAAACUUUUUUUUUAGACUUGGUGUUCUUUCACUUUCCAGUCCUGCUGUACAUGGUGUAAUAUCCUGACCUCUUUAUCCAUGUUUGUAGUCCUGUCGUUUUCAAUAGUCUCUAUAAAAAGAAGAGUGUACAUAUACACAUUCUAGGUCUCUCACACAGAAGAAACUGUGCUGCCCCGAUUUUGAUUAAGGCAAUUCAGUGUUUCCAGAUGGGAAACAAACUUAAUUUUAGGCCCAAAUUUGUCACCAUCUUUCCUUUUUAAAAUCACCAAAUUUUGUUAACAACAAAUGCAAAAUAAGGAAAGCAAGAUUAUGAAACAUCCUAUUUUAAUUAAGAAAAAGAACUCCACAUUUCCCCAUUGGUUGUUUGGUGUGGUGUCCCUCAUCAUGAGUCUUUGCCAAACAUUCUUAAAACUCGUAACACACAUUUGGGCCUUGGCAGGAUGAGAAUUAAACUAUGGUUUAAAGCAGUGGUUAACAACUGGUCAAUCGCGAUCAACUGGUCAAUCCUAGAGGAUCUCCCUGUCGAUCGUGAUUUCCAGUGGCAGUGCAGUGUGGCUGCCUAAGGCUACUCUGCCCCCACGCCACUCCUGGAAGCAGUCACUGCAGCCCUGUGGCCCCAGGAGUGGGAGAGCAGGGGUCUCCCUCGAUGUGCACUGCUCCUGCCUGCAAGCACCACUCUCUCAGCUCCCAGUAGCCGGGAGAGCUGUAGGGGAUGGUGCUUGCAGAGAUGGGCAGGGCACGGAGCCACAUGCCCUCCACCCUCCCUAUCCCAGGGGCUGCAGGAGCACAUUGGCCCCUUCCGGGAGCAGCGUGGGGGCAGGGUAGGCAUGGAGCCUGCCUUAGCUUUGCUGCACCCACUGCUGACUUGGAGCCACUGGAGGCAAGUGCUGCCUGGUGGGAGGCCACACCCCAACCCCCAUCCCUGAGCCCCCUCCCAGAACUAGCACCCCAUACCCCCUCCUGCACCCCUGCCCUCC
Messenger RNA from Gopherus evgoodei (Goodes thornscrub tortoise), 2244 nucleotides. It is a transcript of the gene NRSN1, whose product is annotated as neurensin 1. Gene Ontology annotation, cellular component: transport vesicle; neuronal cell body; neuron projection. The coding region runs from base 241 to 837 and encodes 198 amino acids. The record is from RefSeq and is a predicted model, not a curated record. The transcript has 4 exons. NCBI's taxonomy places the organism in Eukaryota, Metazoa, Chordata, Testudines, Testudinidae. Gene Ontology annotation, biological process: nervous system development.